Melampsora larici-populina 98AG31 is the source of this 1384-nucleotide messenger RNA. RefSeq lists its product as uncharacterized. The record is from RefSeq and is a predicted model, not a curated record. The coding region runs from base 258 to 941 and encodes 227 amino acids. Lineage: Eukaryota; Fungi; Basidiomycota; Pucciniomycetes; Pucciniales; Melampsoraceae. The transcript is spliced from 9 exons.
CCCAAUUUGGGGGUGUAUUUUCACGGCUGUCAAUCUCGCAGUCCUCGUAUGCAUGCAGAUGGAUUUCUCAUCUUUUCUUAAGUGGCAUACCAUGGUCCUGCAGCAUUGCACGCAUCCUCUUUUGCUCUGUUUUGGUUGGUCAAGAACCUGGUCCUUCUCCUACGCGGCGCCCCCAGCAGCUUUUCAAUUGGAUCCCCAGCGGCAACCCACGUCUACAAAUUAUAACUAUCGCAGAUCGUUGGGACCGAAACUCUUCAAUGUCGGUAAUAUUGCGAUGGACCCUUCAAGCCCUCGGCGAGGGCAUUUUGCUUAAUUCGCGGUAUAUCUGUUUCGGCUUGAUGAUUUUUCAAGUAAUAUUAUUAUGCGCCUUUUCUUCAGCGACCUGGCGGAUCAUGGACGCACUUUGGUCACAAGUCAGAACGCUUCGAGAAUGCGCCUCACGUAGACGCUUAUUGUCAGCUGCAAUCAACCAAAACGUUCGCCAGGAAACCCCUACACUCGAAGAAUUGACUGACCAAAUACAUCUCUGUCACCGAGGGUCGGUGUGGAACGCCGAAGUGACUGACUCGUUAUGGCAAUCCAGUCUGUUUGAAGACCGCCGAGAAGAUUGGGAAAAAAUCGAUGAGCUGAUACUGAAACAAAAACAUGCUUCCCUACGACGGUAUGCUUCUAACGCUCUAUGUCAGGCAACCUUGAUCAUCGUGACUGUAUCGGCGUACCUGUCACUCACCAUGAUUACGGUCACCAAUGCUCUCGAUGUCCCUCGUCGUACUCGACUCUUGGAUUUUCAAGUGAUCGUGGUCGUAUGGCAAAACGUCAUCUGGAAUUGCGGAUUGGGUAUCUCUUUGGGUGUGAUAUCAUGCAUCAUGGUCUUUUCGCCUACACCAGCCCCGAUACAAGAGGAGCACGCUCUCAAAUCUCUUUAUGACGAGGAUUCCUGAUUUUUUUUUCAAAGCUACCGGGGGGCUCAGUCGCUCCAUACCCAUUCACGACUAGUCUUGUUUUUGUCUGAUCCAUUUUCUUGUAGUCUCUUCUUGAUGUGGAUACUACUCCAUUGAGACUACCAUCUGGCAGAAUGCGCACGGCUUUGAACUGUCAUAUCAGGAAGCUUCAGGAGGUCACUAUAGGAAAAUCCCGCUUUCAUUAUCAUAGGCCUUGACUAUUUUCUUUUUUACCCUCUAUGGCCAAUAAAUUGUGUUUUACAAAGCUUUUGUCUGGUUUUUGAUGCAAGGGUUUUGAUCUUUGAAUAGGGUUCCAUCAUAAGUCGUACUUUCGUUUCAAUGUAAUACAUCAAUGCACCAAGAUCAUACGUAGUAGUUUCUCUUUGUGUGUAAGACAUUUUCAACUUGAAUAUCCUGAGUUUGUCCCACUCUAAUAUCCUCUC